Pteronotus mesoamericanus is the source of this 2415-nucleotide messenger RNA. It is a transcript of the gene AOC1, whose product is annotated as amine oxidase copper containing 1. The record is from RefSeq and is a predicted model, not a curated record. Bases 58 to 2331 code for a protein of 757 amino acids. The transcript is spliced from 5 exons. Gene Ontology annotation, biological process: amine metabolic process; response to antibiotic. Gene Ontology annotation, cellular component: plasma membrane. Gene Ontology annotation, molecular function: copper ion binding; primary methylamine oxidase activity; diamine oxidase activity. NCBI's taxonomy places the organism in Eukaryota, Metazoa, Chordata, Mammalia, Chiroptera, Mormoopidae.
AGACGGGGCGAAGACUGACGGCGGAGGAGAGGUGAGCAGAGCAGAGCGCACAGAGCCAUGAGGCGAGAGACCCUGGCCCUCGGCACAGCCGCGGCCGCCGUCCUGCUGCUGCAGGCGCUGGCCGUGGCGAAGCCCGCCCGGGGGACCCCGCGCAGCAAGGCCGCGGUAUUCGCGGACCUGAGCGUCAAAGAGCUGAAGGCUGUGCACGACUUCCUCUGGUCCCGGGAGGAGCUGAGGCUGGCGCCCUCCAGCACGCUGACCAUGGCCAAGAACUCCGUGUUCCUCAUCGAGAUGCUGCUGCCCAAGAAGCACAGGGUGCUGAAAUUCCUGGACCACGGGCAUAGGCUUCCCGUCCGGGAGGCACGUGCCGUCAUCUUCUUCGGAGCCCAGGAGCACCCCAACAUCACCGAGUUUGUUGUGGGGCCCCUGCCACAGCCCCACUAUAUGCGCAGGCUGCACCCCAGGCCUGGGCACCGGGUGUCCUGGACCUCCAGGCCCAUGUCCUCGGUGGAGACUACCCUCCUGAGCCAAGCCCUGCAGAAGGUCACCAGGCCCCUGCACCAAUUUUUCAUUAACACCACAGGCUUCUCCUUCCACAACUGUGAGAACCGAUGCCUGACGUUCACAGACGUGGCCCCUCGGGGCCUUGCCUCGGGCCAGCGCCGCUCCUGGUUCAUCCUGCAGCUCUCCGUGGAAGGCUACUUCCUGCACCCCACUGGGCUGGAGCUCCUCAUGAACCACGAAAGCAUGAAUCCCGAGGACUGGACGGUGGAGCAGGUCUGGUACAACGGGAAGUUCUACCGAAGCCCAGAAGAACUGGCUCAGAAGUACGAGGAAGGGCAGGUGGACGCUGUGAUCCUGGAGGACCCGUUCGCCAAGGGCAGCGGGGCAGAGGGCACGGAGGAGCAGCCCCUCUUCUCCUCCUACAAGCCGCGGGGGGAAUUCUCCAGCCCGCUCUCCGUGAACGGCCCCCGCCUGAUCAACCCCGAAGGCCCCCGCUACAAGCUGGAGGGCAACGCGGUGCUCUACGGCGGGUGGAGCUUCGCCUUCCGGCUGCGCUCCUCCACGGGGCUGCAGAUCAUGAACCUGCAGUUCGGCGGAGAGCGCAUUGCCUACGAGGUGAGCAUCCAGGAGGCGGUGGCUCUGUACGGGGGCCACACACCUGCGGGCAUGCAGACCAAGUACCUCGACCUGGGCUGGGGCUUGGGCACCGUCAACCACGAGCUGGCCCCCGGCAUCGACUGCCCGAGCACCGCCACCUUCCUGGACGCCUUCCACUACUACGAUUCCGACGGCCCCACCCGCUACCCCCGAGCCCUCUGCCUCUUCGAGAUGCCCACGGGGUUGCCCCUGCGGCGUCACUUUGACUCCAACUUCAAUGGCGGCUUCAACUUCUACGGGGGCUUGGAGGGCCAGGUGCUGGUGCUGCGAACGACUUCCACCGUCUACAACUAUGACUACAUUUGGGACUUUAUCUUCUACUCCAACGGGGUGAUGGAGGCCAAGGUAUCCGCCUCAGGCUAUGUCCACGCCACCUUCUACACCCCCGAGGGGCUGCGCUACGGGACCCGCAUGCACACACACUUGCUGGGCAACAUACACACUCACUUAGUGCACUACCGCGUCGACCUGGACGUGGCAGGCACCAAGAAUAGCUUACAGAGCCUGGAGACGAAGCUGGAGAACAUCACCUGCCCCUGGAGCCCGGAAGACCGGCUGGUGCAGCCGACUCUAAAGCAGACGUGGUACCGCCAGGAGCGCCAGGCGGCCUUCCGCUUCGGACGGCCUCUGCCCAAGCACCUGCUCUUCUCCAGCCCCAAGAAGAACCUGUGGGGCCACCACCGCAGCUACCGACUGCAGCUGAACUCCAUGGCCCAUCAGGUGCUGGCCCCUGGCUGGAAGGAGGAGCAGGGCAUCACCUGGGCCAGGUACCCCGUGGCAGUGACCAAGUACCGGGAGUCUGAGCUGUACAGCAGCAGCAUCUAUAACCAGAACGACCCUUGGGACCCGCCCGUGGUCUUUGAGGAGUUUCUUCACAACAACGAGAACAUUAGAAAUGAGGAUCUGGUGGCCUGGGUGACGCUGGGCUUCCUGCACAUCCCCCAAGCAGAGGACAUCCCCAACACGGAUACCCCGGGAAACUCUGUGAGCUUCAUCAUCCGCCCCUUCAACUUCUUCUCAGAGGACCCGUCCACAGCAUCCAAAAACACUGUGGUCGUGUGGCCUCGAGUCAAUGGUCCCCACUACGUCCAGCGUUGGAUCCCUGAGGAGAGGGGGCGCUGCUUGAUCCCUCCCCCCCUUAUCUUCAACGGGACCUACAUGCCUGUGUGAAGGGUCCCCUGCCCCCAGCUAACUCCUGACUAGAAGCCUGUGCCCCCACCCCAGCCCCAGAGAUAGAUAAUAAACCUCUCAGUG